CAAGAUUUUGAUAUUCUUUGUUUCUUGUAACCGUGGUAUCUGGUUCACUGUCAACCAGAACAGGCUUUCACUCCACAAAUAGCCUUGAUUACCAGCCAAGACCUCCCAAUUUCCGACCGACUUUGAUCUUUGACCCUUUUUUCAGCCCUCCAUCCCCACCAACCACCGUUCACGCGCUCUUUCUACUUUUUUUUUUUUUUUUUUUUUUUGUUAACCAACUCUCACCUGGUCGCACCCUGCAGACCGUCCCAUACUACUACGACGCCACACGAAGCUACAACUCGCAAACAAUUCCAUACCUCAGAUACCCAAAGUGCCUUACUCAGGCUCUCCUGCGCGGCGACGAUAAUAAGCUUUUUCAAUUCCGUCACGAUCCCGGCUUCGACAAUUCAUGCAUCAUUUGUCGCUGUCGCUCUCGAGUCCCAAAAAGUAGAGACGAUCAAACAUCGGCGUUGAUCCCUGUUACCCCCCCCCCCAAAGGAAGGCAGGCACCGCUUGCAUAUAAUACGACAGCUUUUCAGAUACCCCAUUCCGUUUCGAGCUCUUCUCGAUCAAAUCCUACACAAUUAUUCCACAAAAGAGAAAACGCACCUCACCAUCGCCAACCGCGAUGGAUGUACCAGAACAACCAACACGGGCCAAUCCGGCCCCCCCAAAGAUGGACAGGUCCGACUCUUCGUCGGGCGACGACAACGCCUCUCCACCAGUCCCCGCCCCCAGCUUCAACCGACCCCGACUACCGAGCAGGAAGAGCAGUGGUACCAUAAUCGUCCCUCGCGACUCAAUAGAGGCGAGGGAACCUCAUCAUGUGCAGUACGAAAUGGAUGAUGGUGCGAUGAGCCCAAGGAGGACGACAGAGGACAUUGAGGCGCUUGGGAAACAGGCCAGGGACGAGCUCAGAAUGCACGCCAAGGCACUUCAAGAUUCGCUCCUCAUGAUCUUCAACCGAAUAGAGGCUGUCAAGGAGGAACACGACAAACUCGACAGCAACAACAAGUUCUUGCAAAAGUACAUCGGCGACUUGAUGAGCACGAGCAAGAUCACUUCGACCGGCGGCCGCGGCAAGAAAUGAACGCACACCCCCCUACGCAGGCCGAGCCGGGAGUUGAAUGGGCCAUUUGGACAGAGCACUCAGUCACACUUGCUGGGCCGCGUUCUGUCUUGGCGGAGGAGGAAAGGCGUCAAAAGGCGGAGUUCGUGCGAUGACGAAAACCGACAGCGCACGGCUGACAAAGAAAAAAAAGUUCUUCCCGGAGAUGGAAUGAAUUGAUGCGCGACUAUUUUUUUUUGCCUCGAAAUUGCGUCAUGUCAGCACCGUGCCACAGUCUGACGGACCGUACGACCACCGUCGACAAUCCUCGAUAUUGAUAUGGCCAGCGUCAGCGUCUAGCGUCUUGCGUCAGCAUUGAUAUCGACUUUUUCAUGCGCUUGAUUCAGUUGCACAGUCGCGACUGGGUACAUCUACUCAACAAGGCGGUCACUGUAUACUCGUAUACUCUUUUUCCUUUCAGUGGCUGAGGCACAGGCUCCAUUCCAUGUUGACGCUGAGUGAUGCAGUUGAGGCCAUGGGGUUGACAGCCUCGGCAUCCUGCCUUCAUGGCGACAAGCAAAGCCACCAAUGCAUGUUACACCAGUCACCGUUUAUUUUGACGUUGACAGAACCAUAAAAAGAAAAAGAAAAAAAAACCGGGGGAUGAGUGAUCAGAUUUUGGAAUUCUUGGGAUAUAUUCACUACCCUCUUGGGGAUGCAAGCACCGACCGGGCUGUUUAGCACCCUUGGUCCUUUUACCUUUGGCUCCACUUCUAACUUGUUAUAUGAGACAGCACGCUCCAAUGCGUCAAUUUUGUUCUAUUUCCUUUCAACACAGGCAACAUUUUGUACGGGCGUUUAUGGGAUCUUGGGCUAUGGCAUGGCAAGGGUCAUUGUUUUGGGCGUUUUGUUUUCGGCAUGGCAAACCACUACUCAUCAAUGGUUUUAAGCUAUAUUAUCCUUGACAUUUGCUAAUGUGUCAAGUCAUGAGGACAAUAUUGAACCACAUUAUAUGUAUAUGAUGCUACUUGGGAACUACACGUGUCUUGCAACGACCAACAAUUCUUUUGAACCAAGGAACUACCUACUUUCGUUUGAUGACAG
Pyricularia oryzae 70-15 is the source of this 2134-nucleotide messenger RNA. RefSeq lists its product as uncharacterized. The transcript is spliced from 2 exons. Bases 611 to 1072 code for a protein of 153 amino acids. The record is from RefSeq and is a predicted model, not a curated record. Gene Ontology annotation, cellular component: trans-Golgi network. NCBI's taxonomy places the organism in Eukaryota, Fungi, Ascomycota, Sordariomycetes, Magnaporthales, Pyriculariaceae.